Messenger RNA from Funneliformis geosporum, 1524 nucleotides. Lineage: Eukaryota; Fungi; Glomeromycota; Glomeromycetes; Glomerales; Glomeraceae. The record is from the annotation of a GenBank genome assembly.
AUGCCAGAUUCUGUUCCUGGGCAUGCAACGGAAACGGUAAAUUUCCUGAUCGGAUUUUUAGUUUCAGUUGCAGCUUCAAUCAUGAACGCUGCUGGUCUAAAUUUACUGAAAUUAGAUCAUGAAAAAAAUUCAAGUAAACCAUCAUCAUUACAAAGGAACGAAUGUGGAAGGCCAUUAUGGCAUAUCGGUUUAUAUUUGUAUGUUGCCAGUCAGAUGGUUGGGAGUACCAUUGCAUUAAAUUUUCUUAAAGCUCAAUGGGUUGCUCCUCUUGGUUCAGUUUCACUCAUUUUUAAUUUUAUAUUUGCUAGAAUAUUAGUAGGAACUAAAAUCACGAGGAAGGAUAUUAUUGGAACAUUUGUUGUAAUCCUCAGUGUGAUUUGGAUUGUCAUAUUUGGAGGUGUUAACACCGGAAAUAAUGAUGAAGAAAGGAAGCAGCGAGAUAAUUUCUUUAAAGGAAUUGAUUCGUUACAACUACAAAAGGCAAUUGGUAUGACCAUGGCAGGCGUGGGUGGGUUAAUUGCAAGCCAAACUCUACUUUUGGCAAAGAGUGGCGUCAAGUUAUUUUCGAUUUCUAUCACAGGCAUUAAUCAGUUCACCGAUAAUUUAAGUUGGUUCAUUUUAGUUGGACUUGCUGUCACAGCAGUGUUGCAAGUAUAUUGUUUAAAUACAGCAUUAAAAUUACAUGAUUCCGUGUUGGUCGUCCCAAUGUUUUACGGAUUUUAUACAGCAAUGGGACUUGUAAAUACGAUGAUAUAUUUGGAUGAAAUAUCGACAUAUCCUCUUUGGGCACUUUUAUUGGUUACUUUGGGAAUAGGUAGUUUGGUGUAUGGAGUAUUAUUACUUAGUGCAUCCAAAGAAGAAGAACAACCUAGCAUGGAUUCAAUGGAUUUUGAGAUUGAUGAAGAUGAGGAAAUGAGAGAAGAAAAUAUGCUAAGUACAAAAGCAUGGGAUACUGGCAGUACAAGCGGAGUUAGUAGUUCUGGGGGAUCUUAUGUAGGAAUGUUAAAUAGGGAUGAAACAGCAAAUAACAGAUCCGGUGGAGGAAAAAAGAAAUUUGGAGAUGGAAGAUUUUUUUCAAUUUCAAAAAGAUUGUCAAAUAGUAAACCAGGACUUUUCAGAAUGUCAUUGUUGAAAAAAGAAAAGCAUAAACUAAGGAAUACAAAAGACUUUCAAAAUGAGAGUGAUAUGAACAAUUAUACAACACCACAUAUUAUUAUAGAUGAUGAAAGUAUUUCUGAUGAUGAGGAUUAUAUACAAGAACAACAAGCAACAACUCCUCCUAUCGCAUCUCCCGCUACAGCCGCAACAACUUAUGAUUUAAUGCUUUUCUCACCAACAUCAACAAAUAUAAAUUCGUCUACUGCCACCAUUCAGCCAAUAUCUUCAACUACUAACAACUUUAUUCCUUCACCAAGACAUAAGUUCGUUAAUAAUGUUGGUAUAAGGAGGACAUCAAGAAGCAUGAUUCGUAUUUUAAAUCCAAAGGUUUGGAAUAGAAUUGGACAAAGUCCAAAAGUCCAAUAG